CUACCUUGCUAAUGCACAUGACCACAUCAAUGUGUCCUUGAAAACUCCAGCUCAACUUUCAUGAUUUGUCUUGUACUGCGGUUAUUUCAUAUUAAACUAAGUAACUAUGAAUGAUACAUAUGGUCAAUUACCCUGUAAGAUAAAAAAUUUAAAUAAUUGAAAUCAUCUAGAAAUUGAUAUUCAGAAAUUGUGUUCUUUUAAACUCACUUAUUUGUCCAAUUAUGUCAUAUUAUCAAGAGAUAUAGGAUUUAAUAGUUAAUCAAACUAAAACUUUACUGGUCACUUACAGUUUGCAUAACAUUAUCGUUGCUUUAAUAGUUCUAAAAAUUGAUACCAAGUUAAGAAUUCUACGUCACAUCUGCACAUUCAAUAUCCCUGUCUCACCAUUUUUUUAUGAAAAGUAAUUAGGCCCCUAUGGACUGUGAUACAAAAGCUUAUAGACUCCAGAAAAGAUCUAAUCCAACAGAUGAAUUGCAUAGGAAAGUUCAUUGUUUCUUUAACACUAAAGACGGAAACCCUAGUCAUCAGAGUCGACGACCUUCAUGAGUUCAAUCUUCACAUCACUUCUAGAAGUAAUUCCUUUCCGAUGAUUGUUCCGAACCCUGUUGGAAGAGGAGGCAUCAUUUGGGAGGGAAAGGGUCCAGACCCUGCGAGUGAACGAACACGUGCAAAAUACAUGCUUAGGUGUUUCCAGCUCAAGCUAACAACAAGGGCACAUUGUUUGCACAGUAAGGUGGUGCUGACAAAGCUCGUCGUUGGUGAGCAGCAAAAUGUGUGCCGACAGCUAAAGGAAGUGACGAACUCGACUCAGACCAUCAUGCCAUUUCCAUAUGGGUUGAGUUUCCUCUCCGUCAAUCUCAACGACAAGCUAGCUAGUUGGCUAACUUCAAUGUGAACCACCCCAAACCAUCUCAAGUCUCAUGCUUCAGUUCCAAAACCUUUUUCGUCGCGACGUGGUGGUCAACUCUCCCACGUGUACAAAUGAGGGUAAUUUUUUGUCAAUUGAUGGGCUCAUAGAGGUUUCUCUGUCUCAUUUGAGGUGCAUUCUAUAUCUUUCGCAACCCCUAAUGUUCGUUACUGGACUAUGUAUGAUAUACUGGAAUGACUAUUCAUGGUCGUUUUAAUGUUAUAAGAUAGUGGCGCCCUAUAUCCUUUUCCGAUAAAAAAAAAGAGAUAACUGGUGUGAUCCUAACGAAUAGAAAAAGAUUGCAAUCAGUUUGAUAAUGAUCGAGUGAAAUUGCUUAUUCGGGUUGAGGAGUCUCAGAAAAAAAGGAUAGGUGUUUUUCAGUUUUAAGUAGUAAUCCACUAUAACCAAGAUUCGUUCUUCGCAUUUGCAGUCGGGCUGGACCGAGUCAAAUGCAUAAGCCCAACAAUAGAUCGGAUCCCGCCGUAGAUCAAUCCACUACACCUAGAUUCUUUCAAAGCAUUGCCUGUCAGUUGUAAAAAAAACUAGCCGUUACAGAGAGCGUCAAUCCUAAAAACAAAUAAACGGCCGCUCUCAACGUUCAAUUUCCCCACUUCUUCAUCUCUUCUACCACUCUUUACUUCCGCUCCCCCAACCAUUUUCUCGCUCAUCUAAUCAUCUCCCACCCUAAACCCUAAUUUUCUCGGAGAGCAAAGAGAUCGGAAUUUUCUCCGUCUCUGGAACAUUCCCGGCAGUCCCAUGGAUUCGAGCAUCAAGAAGAAUCGGAAACCAUCCACUCCGGCGAAGGAAUCGCGAUCGCCCCAUGGAUUGCAGUCCAAACUUCAAGACACCGCCAAGGUCUCGGAGAACACAGAUCCGAACGUCUCCCGCUCUAGUCCCUCGCUGGAUUCCUCCUCUCCUCUUGUCAAAUCUGGCAAGUCCCACAAAUCGGGGCAGAAAAACCCCAAUUCUACUCAAACCCUAGCUCUGUACUCGCCGAGGAACAAGCUCCGGGAGCGGAAGUUCGUCGUCGCGAAGAAGAAAUCGAGAAAGGAAAAGCAGAUCUCUGCCGAUUCCAGCGUGAUUGCGAACGUGAACUGCAAGUGCAAGGAGAGGCAGGGAGGGAUCGGGAACAAGUGUCUCUGUGUGGCGUACGAGAGUUUGCGAGCUUCACAGGAGGAGUUCUUCAAGUCCAGAAACGAUGGAGAGGAAUUGGAUCAAGGAAAUCGUGAAGAUGAGCUUGAUGUGGACGAGGAGGAUCCGAUGAUGGAGAACGGAAAUUCCAUUGAUGGUGGAAGUUCUGGCGUGGGUGAUGCGCAGCAGGGAAGCUCGACGGUUAAGAGAAGGAGAGAGAGGUUCCUCGAAGAGGCGAGGAAGAGUGCUCCUGAGAACGGGAAAGUGAUGCAUUUGGUCAAGGCUUUUGAGAAGCUUUUGACCGUACCGAAAGCAUCCAAGGAGGAUUGUGAUUUGGAGGUGGAGGAGGAAAAGAAGAAGGUAACCCAAUGGGCAUUGCCUGGUAUGCAGCCGCCUCCCAAACAAGAUGGUGAGGCCCAGGAAUCUUCGUCUUCGUUAUGUGCAUCUGAUCUGUUCUUGACUUCCGAGAAUUUGGGUCUUGAUUCGAGGCUUUCAAUCUCUUCUUCAUGGGACGGCAGUCAGUGCAGUCUCAACAGUAGGACAUCAAAUGGGGGACGGAGGAGCAGACGGAAUAGCUCUGAAUCGGGUGCAACUAUGGGAGGCAAUAGAUGGAAGAAAAAGCAGCCAAAAGUCACUAAUCUAAAGCCUUUUAAGCUGAGGACAGAGCAAAGGGGGAAAAUGAAGGAAGAGGAAUUCAUGAAGAAGAUUCAUGAAAUGAUGACUGAGGAGGAGAGGCAGCGGAUACCAAUUGCACAAGGUCUUCCAUGGACAACAGAUGAGCCCGAGCACCUUAUUAAACCUCCUGUGAAAGAGACCACAAUGCCAGUUGAUCUGACGCUUCACAGCGACGUACGUGCAAUGGAACGUGCUGAAUUUGACCACCAGGUAUCGGAGAAGCUAACUCUCAUUGAGGAAUACAAGAUGGAAAGAGAGCGGCAGCAAAAGUUAGCAGAGGAGGAAGAAAUACGAAGAUUACGAAAGGAGCUCGUUCCAAAAGCACAGCACAUGCCUUACUUUGACAGACCCUUCAUUCCCAGAAGGUCAACGAAGCAUCCAACAGUCCCCAAAGAACCAAAGUUUCACUUACCUCAGCAUAAGAAGAUCAAGUGCAGCAGCUCAUCUUGGAAUGACAUGAGCACUUUCACUUUCCAGCAAUGAAGCAGAGACACAUGCCUCAGCAUAAAGAACAUCAAGUGCGUGUGACGAGCAUAAUGGAGUGAAUAUUGGUGGCUUUGAGAGCUCGCGCUCUCUUGCCAACAAUGAAGCAGUGACCCCUCAGCCGCAGUACACCAUUUGUGAAGAUGACGAACAGAAGGAAACUGGCUUGAAUAAAUAAUGACGAGUCGUUUAGCUUGUCCUUUGUAUUCUUUUAUCAUAUUCCAUUCCCCAAAGCGGGAGAAAAUUGGUUCUCUAAUUGUUUGUCAUGUGUAUACGAAGCAACUAAUUUGGUUGCGAAUUUUGUUGACGCUUUAGUUCGUUUCUCGAAGCUGAUAUUUCAUAUUUGGCAGUGAAAUACUGAGAUUUUGAAUGUUGGGGUAAAGACUGGGUGCUGUUUCGGGUAAUACAUUGAAUAUAUCUGCUUGUCAAAUAAACAUAGAGCUGGGUUUGGAAUUUGGAUUAAGGAUUCAGUUCCCCUGUUUGGUUGUUGCACGUUUCGGUUAUAAUAAAAUUAAGGCAAAAUACACUUCCAUAUCCAUAAUUUUCACGUUUGUGACAAAUAUAGCCAGAAUUUUGAAUGUUGUAUGACAAAUCUAGUCAUUUUCGUUAGAAAUUGUAAAGGUGUUAGAAACGCCGUCAGUAACACUAACGAGAUGCUGAUGUGACUGCCACCUCACCUCCAUGUCAGCUCCACGUGGAUUUAGAAAUUAAAAAAUAUAGAAAAAAAUCAAUGGCUUUUGACCUUUUGUUCUCCACCUCAUGCUGAUGUGGUUGCCACCUCACCUCUUCGCUUCCUCCUCCACCAGACCACCACGCCUUAUCUUUCUCCUCCUCCCUCUCCACCUUCAACCACCUCUCAACUAGCAAUAAUUAUUUCCCUGUCCCCAGCAUCUCUACCCAGCAACACUUUCCAUCUCCAACCUCCCUAAUCCUCUCCAUCCCUAAAAUCACAAAAAUCGUCGUCGUACUACCAAAAAAAAAGAACGCCUCCAUAGGUAAAGCUAAAGGAGGGAAGGGCACCCACCAGACAGCUACUCCCGUUCUCCGAUUAUAUGCGCAGAAGAGAUGAGGUAUGGACUGAGAGGUCGAUUGCUUCUGGGUCGUGCACCAUGGAGAAAUCUUGGCUUUUCUCACCAUCUCCUCUGUCUCGAACUCAACGGUCAAGGAAGAAAGGUCGAUCUCGAGAUUUAGGGAUUUCUGGGCUUGGGAUUUCUAGUGUUCUGUCCACAUGCAACACCAACAACUGUUAGAUUCGGUGUCGAGAAAGCGGUCGAGGGAUUGUGGGAACGGAAACGGAAACCCUCUGUUCUCGACGUAAGUUAUCCUUCAUACCAGUCAACCGUUCUCCAGUAGUGGGUUUCAAUCAGGGGAGACGUUCCACCUUUGGUGGUAGGCGAUGCAGGAAGAGGGUGAAGGAUGAGUUUUUGUGUUAGUGAAUUUUACAGAUCUGGGGACGAGAAUGGUCUGCCGAGUCGAAGAAAGUGGAUUUUCGCGGAGGUGUGGUGGUUGUAGGAGACGGUAGUUUGAAAUUUUCGAGCUCUUUUGAAAGCUUCAAAACAAGAACAAUGAAAAGAAAUGAGAAAGUGAAAUUUUUAUUUGUUAGAGGAAAGAUUGAUUUGUUAUUGAUUUUGGAAACCUUCAAAACCGGCGAGAAGCUUAGUCGCCGCCGCGAUGGUAGGGACAAUAAAUUGCCAAGUCAGCA
Linum trigynum is the source of this 4898-nucleotide messenger RNA. The record is from the annotation of a GenBank genome assembly. Lineage: Eukaryota; Viridiplantae; Streptophyta; Magnoliopsida; Malpighiales; Linaceae.